Striga asiatica is the source of this 612-nucleotide messenger RNA. NCBI's taxonomy places the organism in Eukaryota, Viridiplantae, Streptophyta, Magnoliopsida, Lamiales, Orobanchaceae. The record is from the annotation of a GenBank genome assembly.
AUGGCGUGCGACGGAAAAGAGAGUGAUGGGGAGAGGCUGAAGAAGGAUCGAACGAAUGGCCUGAACCCGCUGCUCGUCACGGCAGCCCGCUGUUGGCGGAGAGGAAGUCGAGCGGCUGAAGAGGGUUCUUCGGGAAUAUUACUCUGCCCUGAUUUACGUGGACCGAAGGACGUGGUCUCAGAUGGUGACUUGAUUGAGGGGAAAAGAAAGAUAUGGAAAGAAAACACAAUUCCUUCCUUGGGUGGAUUAGGCCUGAAUGCAGCUGGGGCAACUCCGAAUCUCCACACUUUUAAGGUUCACCAUGUCCUGUCCGAUUUCUCCCACCACGCGAUAUCCGAUAACUUGCCCGCCAAGAAACACAUGCUCCCGAGCGCAGACCUUCUCGGGGCCCGCUUGUACUACCUGCUUCCCUUGACGGUACCUCCGCCACCAAAAAAGCCUGCAAACGAGAACCAAAGCAAGAAGAGGGUUCGUUUUUCCGAAGACGUGAAAAGUGGCUCGGAUGGGCCAGCUGAGGUGGCGGCGCCAGCUGGCACCGUGAGGAUCAAGCUCGUUAUCAGCAAGCAAGAGCUUCGGGCCAUGUUGAGUCAGGAGGAAGUUUUGGUUGACUAG